Messenger RNA from Apis laboriosa (Himalayan honeybee), 1288 nucleotides. RefSeq names its product transmembrane protein 120 homolog. NCBI's taxonomy places the organism in Eukaryota, Metazoa, Arthropoda, Insecta, Hymenoptera, Apidae. The record is from RefSeq and is a predicted model, not a curated record. Bases 293 to 1195 code for a protein of 300 amino acids. The transcript has 6 exons. Gene Ontology annotation, cellular component: membrane.
AAUCUUUGCGUACCUGAAUCUUUAGUGAGUUGUUGGCUAUCAUCCCUUUUUUUUUACUACGAUGGAUACCGAUGUUGAAUCCUGUUUGAAAGAUUGGAACGACCUAGCACAAGAUUACAAGGAAUUAGAAGUAAGAUAAUUUUUUGUUAAUCCUGGGUACUGAUGUUGUCGAUGAUUAACACGUUGGACCAUUUUCUGUGAGACAUUAAACAAAGAAUAUCUUGCAAAAUUAGAAGAAGUAGUUGAACUUCAAACAAAAUGUUUGAAAGGAAUUUCUCACCAAACAUACCGAAUGAGUGUAAUAUCAAAGUCACUCAAACAAUUACAUGCGUGCGAAACACAAAAAGGAUUAAACAAAGAAAUGACAAAACGAGAGCAACAAUUACAUGAAAUAGAACAAACUUUACCGAAACCAAAUGGCACAUAUCUUCAAAUUAUUUUAGGCAAUGUUAAUGUUUCCAUAUUAAAUAAAAGUGAUAAAUUCAAAUAUAAAGAUGAAUAUGAAAAAUUUAAAUUAGUUCUUUCAGUAAUUGGUUUUAUUUUAUCUGUAUUAAAUCUAGUAACUAAUAUCAGAACUUUGGAACUUAGUUUCAUGUUCCUUUUAGUUUGGUAUUAUUGUACGUUGACAAUAAGGGAAAGUAUAUUAAAAGUAAAUGGUUCAAGAAUAAAAGGUUGGUGGAGAUUUCAUCAUUUCCUUUCAACUGUAGUAUCUGGUGUUUUAUUAGUAUGGCCUAACACAGGGCCAUGGUAUGCAUUUAGACAACAAUUUCUAUGGUUCAAUGCUUAUAUCAGUGUAGUACAGUCUCUACAAUUCUGCUAUCAACGAGGUGUUUUAUAUCGCUUGAAAGCAUUAGGUGAAAGACAUAAUAUGGAUAUUACCAUUGAAGGUUUUCAUUCAUGGAUGUGGCGUGGAUUAUCGUUUUUAUUACCGUUCCUUUUUGUUGGAUAUAUGUUUCAGUUGUACAACGCAUAUAUCUUGUAUACAUUAAUAUCCCAUUCAGAAGCUACAUGGCAUGUUUCAGUCCUCAGUGGAAUGUUUUUGGUAUUAUUUCUAGGUAAUACAAUAACAACAAUUAUGGUAAUUCGUCAAAAAUUAAGAGAACGUGUAAAAUAUCAUUUUCCUGGAGUAUUUGCUUCUAAAUUUGAACGUAAGAAAGAUUCAAAUGGAGAAAAAAAUAUGAAAAAACAAAAUUAAUGAGAAAUUUGUUGUGAGGCGAGUAUGAUAAACAAUUUAAUAAAAUACAAAAUAAAUGUUUCAUGAAUAAAAAAUAAUUUAAAAGUGAGAAAA